This is a messenger RNA of Lagopus muta (rock ptarmigan), 3149 nucleotides long. It is a transcript of the gene UBE2L3, whose product is annotated as ubiquitin conjugating enzyme E2 L3. The record is from RefSeq and is a predicted model, not a curated record. Gene Ontology annotation, biological process: protein polyubiquitination; ubiquitin-dependent protein catabolic process. Bases 63 to 566 code for a protein of 167 amino acids. Gene Ontology annotation, molecular function: ubiquitin conjugating enzyme activity. The transcript has 4 exons. Gene Ontology annotation, cellular component: nucleus. Lineage: Eukaryota; Metazoa; Chordata; Aves; Galliformes; Phasianidae.
GCUUAUCGAGGUGAAGCGUGGACCCGGGUUCAGAAGUUGCCUCGCUCGCUCCGGGCGUGGUGAUGGAUUUGUCUUCACUGCGAUAUGCUGACGAGGAGGGAGAUUCUUAUGUGCGGACAGCCUUGAGCGAGCUUGAAGAAAUCCGCAAAUGUGGAAUGAAAAACUUCCGUAAUAUCCAGGUUGAUGAAGCUAAUUUAUUGACCUGGCAAGGGCUUAUUGUUCCUGACAAUCCUCCAUAUGAUAAAGGAGCCUUCAGAAUCGAAAUCAACUUUCCAGCAGAAUAUCCAUUCAAACCUCCUAAGAUUACAUUUAAAACAAAGAUCUAUCACCCUAACAUCGAUGAAAAGGGGCAGGUUUGUCUGCCAGUAAUUAGUGCUGAAAACUGGAAGCCAGCAACCAAAACUGACCAAGUAAUCCAGUCCCUCAUAGCACUGGUGAAUGAUCCACAGCCUGAGCAUCCCCUGCGGGCUGACCUAGCUGAAGAAUACUCUAAGGACCGUAAAAAAUUCUGUAAGAAUGCUGAAGAGUUUACAAAGAAAUAUGGUGAAAAGCGACCAGUGGACUAAAAUCUGACACAGCUGAUGUCAGCAACGUAUGAUAGAAGAUCGGAGCAGUGCAUUUGAGACAUCCCGUAAAGCAGGACUCUAUGGAAAAUUGACAAGUGCCACCUUUUGGUGUUAACUUGUGGCUGUUACUAACUUUCUACAGUUUUCUUAAUCAAAAGUGGGCUAGGUAACCUGUAAAGGAAGAAUUAAAAAUUUAAGAUGUUCUAGUUCUGCUUUCUUUGUUUAAAAAUCACUGCUUCAAUAUACUUUAAAGUAUGCUGUUUUCUUUUUUUUUUUUUUUUUUUUUUUGUCAGAAUUUAUCAAAAAUAUCUUAGACUUAUAUUCUGCCCUUGAAUUGAAAAGGUUGUGGCUGUCAUUUCUUACUUCUCCUUGCAGUUACCACUAUCCUGAGUUCAUUUAAUUCAGCAUUGAAUUUUUGCUCCUCCUCAAACUGAUGUCUUAGAAAAAAUAUCCCACUUCUGGCAGAAAAUGAUUGAGUGUUUGGCAGUUUUGUUUACUCUUCUCUUCAAAACAUUGCACUGUGCUCUGUGGGACUUGCUGCAAGUUCCCCUUAACUUCAGUUUGUAACAUAAUAAAAAAAAAACAACCCAACUACAAUCAGAAAUGUCCAGGUCUUAUGUAAAUCUGGCUGAUGUUACCACAAAAUGUUUAUUAAAUGGGGAAAUCCAAUUUCUUGUCUGCGUUAUUGAAUUAGAAUAUGGCUUAUGUCCUGCUUUUGGAAAAUGCUGGGAAAAAAAAAGUAGUAGUAAAACGUGAUUCCAAACUCCUUUCACUUUUAUUCUUAAUAAAAGUUAGUGUAAGUUAGCUUGGAUAAUGUGCACAGAACAACAGUGCGACCAGUUUAGAAGUUUCAGAAAUUGAGGACCAAGAGAUACACCGAAAUAAUAAACUGGUAUUGAGUGAAAAAGUUGGUAUUUUGGGAAUGAAUUAAUUUCAAAUACUGAAUGUUAGCACUGCUAGUGAGAUUUUCUUUCAUCCAAAUGCAGAUGAUGUAUGUGCUAGGGAAUGGCACUCACGCCACUUCCUUCCCAGUUGCUGUACAGUUAUUACUGAAAAUAGUACGAGAGUAGGAUUAAGCAAUAAACUGAAUACACUUCACUGCUACUGUUCCUACGUUUUAAAAGUACACGUUAGGUUAUCUAAUGACUACUUCAAGUUAUCAUUCUGACUUGGGCAGAGCUGUUUUCCCUUUGCUCCAGGCACACCCACGCAUGCUGAAGGUUGCCCUUUCUGUUCAGAGUUGGGCACCUUUACUGUGUCUCUAUUGCUUUUCUUCUGCCUGCGUGUCCUAAGUCUGAAGUGUGAUUGUAGCUCCAAUCAAACUGCCAUACAAUCAAACUGCCUUCUCCACCUGUAGAACCUGAGUAUGUUACUGAGUAAACAGAUUUCCAGAAAUGCAUAGGUAGCUGGGAGUACAUAUCACUUCGAUUUGCAAGAACUUGAAUUAGAAAAUCCCUCACAUCUGGAUGGUUGUCUAUACUCCUAGAGUCACGUUUAAUACAGCCUCUACCUUUGCAACCUUGCAGAAGUAGUGCAUCAAGCUGUAGGUCUAUUGGUUUUUAAUGUAUAUUUGCUAUUCCUUCAUUUGCCCUUCUCAUCUGGCUUUUAUUUUGGAUUUAGUGAACAAUGACAGCCCAGUACCUCACCUCUGCUGAAAGUAAUUUUUUUUUAUUAGUUAGGGAGCUAAGAAAUUUCAUGUUAAGUGUUCUUAGAUGGAUUCUUUGGCAGGUAAAUGAAGUUAAACCACAUUCACCUUAUUUACGGAAACUUACCUUCCCUAAGUGUUUCCUGGCUUGUGAGAGCACUAUUACCAAAUUUUUCACAUCUUUGUGUCUUUGGUUGCAGAAAGUUGGUACUGAUUUUGUUUCCUUCACGCUCACUCAGAUUCGUAAUAAAAUAAUGCCAAAUUAUCUGUUGAACUGAAGUGUGUAACUUCGCAUCAGCUGAGUCACUGUACUUUUUGAUCAUGUCUGUUCACAAUUGAAACAUUCUUUAAAUUUGCAUUAUUUUUAUUAUUUAAAACGACUGUAGCACUAGUUUGCUGCCAUCGUUACUACUAAACAGUAUACUUUCUGGUUGUAAGCCUCUCAGGUUAAAGACUGCAUUUAUUUCAGUGUGGCUUGGAUGCCAUUGUAAGGAAACUGGAAGAGCUGUGUAACUGAAGGAGCUUCCGCUGAUUUGUAGAGAUCUAUAGCAGUGCUGUAUGCUAGCUGUUCUCAUUUCAUUUGUAAAGAUCACACAGAAGAUGAGCAUUACCAUCAGUUUUCUUUGUGUGUGUUUCAGAGCUCAGUUUUUAAUCAUGAAGUGUGUAACAUAAGUGAUGGCUUUUGUUUGCAGGUGGCCCUCUAAAAGGAAGAUAAAGAUCAAAUACUGUACUGUGUGGUUGAAGUCUGAGGUGAAAAAGAAAUCAAACCCUUUGUUAACUCAGGAAAUCAAGCUCUUGUGCUCUCUGGUUCCCUAAGCCAUGCUGAAUUCUAAACAUGCAGUUGAAAAUCCAAAAUAAAACAACUACACCCAUGAACACUGGUAUAGGCUUUCUGCAAUUCCAUUCUGCUACCCUAAUAAAAAUUGCUCUCAAAGGCA